Lingula anatina is the source of this 2313-nucleotide messenger RNA. Its product is annotated as macrophage mannose receptor 1. Lineage: Eukaryota; Metazoa; Brachiopoda; Lingulata; Lingulida; Lingulidae. The record is from RefSeq and is a predicted model, not a curated record.
GACAAAACAUGGCAUGAUGCCAGGAAAUAUUGUAUGCAGAACGGAGGAAACCUUGCCAGCGUUCACGAUCUGGACGAAAAUAACUUUUUAAUGGGAGAGACAUCAAAGUGGUACCCAAGCGAAAAACUCUACUGGAUAGGACUGAAUGAGCUAGAUUUGGAAAGCUACAAGUGGUCGGACGGGACCCCUACAAACUUUAUUUCUUGGGAUGUGGGUGAGCCUAAUGACUUUGAAGGUGGUGAAAAAUGUGUAUCAUACUAUGCACUCACAGGACAUUGGGUAGAUGAAAAUUGUGGACUAAGACACAAAUUCAUCUGCAAGAGGCACAAGGACAGCAGCACGACAGCUACCCCGACCCCCACAACCCCCAGGACGGGAACCUGUCCCCCAGGGUUUGAGGGGCCCAUUGGGAACAAGUGCUACUUUCUACAGGGGACCAUAGAAGAUUCGAAUACGCUAAAGAAUUGGUCAAAUGCGCUGUCCGCAUGCCCGAGCAACGCCACUUUGGCAAGUGUGACAAACGCCAUGGAAGCGGCCUUUCUAGCUACGCUUUUGAAGGACAAGUUCCCAGUAGAUUUCUGGAUUGGCCUGAAAAAAUACUCCUAUCAGAAAUAUAAGUGGAUCGAUAACUUUAACGUUGAGUUUGUGUACUGGGAUAAUGGGGAACCCAGAGGCUGGGAUGACUGUAUCAGUGUGUCGUCUGCUAGUCUGUCUGCGGGACGGUGGCGAGUGCGGGACUGCAACCUACGUCUGGGAUACGUCUGUCAGGCGUGGAUUGAUACGGUUUACCCAACGCCACUGCCCUCUCUGUUACCUUCACACUGCCCGCUAGGCUACAGCUCGUUUGGUGACGCCUGCUACCAGGUGACGUCACAUAUGACGUGGGAACAGGCCAAGACCACAUGCGAGAGAAGACAAGACACUUUGGUAUCGGUCACUGAUGGGUUCGAACAAGCCUUUGUUGUGUUGCUAACACAGAAAGAACGGCCGGUGCCCAUUUGGUUAGGAUUAACUAGAAAGGGGGCAAUGUAUUACUGGCUAGACGGGUGGCCCGUAGAUUACAUCAACUGGGAAAGUUCUGAGCCCACGCGCGGUGACAAGGAAAGGUGUGUUGCCCUUAUGCCAAAUGGUCGCUGGAACGAUACAGACUGUAGUGCGGAAAUAAAAGCGGUGUGCAAGAGAACCACGGCCACGCCCCCUUCAACGGUAGUCAAUCCCCCUGGCACGUGUUUUGACGACAAGCACUGGUUUGGAUUUGGUGCCUACUGCUACUUGAUUGACGGGAAAAAGUUCGGAGGAUGGGCCACAGCGAAUUUCGACUGCUACAAACAUGGUGCCUCGCUGGCCUCAGUUGAAAGCCAGGCUGAGAUGGAUUUCCUUAUGAAAAUGAUCACACAAGAACGAGCUAAUAGCCGUGACUUAUGGCUUGGGCUGUGGAGAAAGCCUGAUGGAUCUUUCGUCUGGCACGACAAAACACCGUUCAAUUACGCGAACUGGCUUGACGGAGAGCCGUCUACGGAGGCCCGUAAAGAGUGCGUACAAAUGAGUCCCGAGACAGGAAAGUGGAAAGUAUAUUAUUGCGCAUAUUCCGCUGGGUACAUAUGCAAGAUGCCAAAAGUGCCUCCUACGACCACUCCAGCUCCGGCUUGCAGGGACGGGUGGUACAUUAGAGAUUUUACAUGUUAUAAGGGCUUCUUCACGUCUGGCCAGUACAUGAAAUCAUGGACAGAGGCACGAAGUUAUUGCCGAGCUGAAGGAGGCGACCUGGCCAGUUUUCACAGCGACGAGGAGAGGAACUGGUUUAUGAGUUCUAUAGGAUAUUACUAUAAAUACUCGGUGAAUAAAAGAAACGUGUGGAUUGGAUACCAUUUAGAAGAAGACAGCACAGUAUCUCACACGUGGUCCGACGGAACUAAGAGCAACUACACCAGCUGGGAUGUGGGACAGCCAGACAACCACAACGGCCGCGAGAGGUGCGUCAGUUUCCACCCCCUCACAGGGAAAUGGCGCGACGAUGACUGCGCCACCGCCAGGGGAUGGAUAUGCAAGGCACCAUAUGACGCCACCCCACUGCCUAGUACAACCACACCGACAGGCACUGACACAGCUAUUUGCGGAGACAAGUGGAGGUCCUUUGGAGACCACUGUUACUUCUAUGGCGAUUACACAGACAGUUCCCACAGCAAAUCCUGGUUCGAUUCCCGCCAGUGGUGUCUUGAGAACGCUGGUGAUUUACUGAGUAUUCACAACCCAGGAGAGGCGAACUUCAUCACCACUUUGAUCAGCAAAAGUGGACAGAUGGCACCCCGAUGA